AUGGUUGCCAUUCGCUCACAAGGCCGCACGGCCCGUCGUCUUCGGACCUUGACGACGAAUACAGAUGCUUGCAAGUCUCCUUGCCUCGAGCACAGCCAGCCACAAAUACCCACUCCACCCUCAGCAUCGAGUCCCUCCGCGGAAGGGCAACAUGUCCAGAUACCUUCCAGUCCGGCCGCCGCGGUUGCCACCAUACCGGGGCUUCGCCACACGUUUGGCUCUCUUUCCACCAGCACGGAAGCCCAUCACUACACCCUGGAACACCUCGACAUACUGCAGGCCAACGUACGCAGAGAAUCUCAGCGUGUCCGUUUUCUGGCGGAUCACGGAUCCACUUUGGAUCGAGUCCCCGCCAUCCUUGCCAUACAAGACCCUCCAGUCGAGGUGUUCCAGCUAUCAGAUUACCAUUACGAAUAUCGAAGCGACUGGGGCAUCAUCGACCACGAAGACAAGCCAUCCCUCGACAAAAAGGGGAAGCAGAAACAAGGCGUCCGGCGCGUGGCAUUUUACGUCCACAAAUCGAUCAACUUGAACUCUUGGAGGGUUGAGUGGGAUGUGCCGCACGGCGAGGGAUACAUCGCCAUGUUGGUGCUCCGUCUUGAUAACGACAGCGAAAUCAAGAUCUACAACGUCUACAACCGCAGGCCGGGCAAGUCCUUCAUCAUGAAGAACUUUUUUGCCGCAUGUCGGAACCUCGACAAUUGUUUCAUCCUUGGCGACUUCAACGCCCAUCAUAAGGACUGGUCUCUUCCUGACCCCAAGGGGAAAAGGCCAAAAGGGAAUACACAUGGCAGAACUCUCAACUCAGCGGCAAAGAAAGCAGGGAUGCGUUGCCUCGUCUGCAAGAUCCCUACAUAUCGGAGUGGUUCUAAACAAUCAACCAUUGACUUGGUCUGGGCUGGAAAGGAACUCCGUCGUCGAAAUCCAAAGGUCCGAGUUGAGGAUGCUCGUGGGUUCCACGAGGACCAUUGUGUCAUCUACACCACUCUGGACGCUCGAGUUAGUCAGGACGGUAGUAGGAAGUGGAAAUUUGAUCGCAUGAACAGUGUGGACAAAGCGAAAUUCAGGAAGAAGGUGGGCGCUACACUGCGUCUUCUGCGAGACUCUGACAAAUCCUUGCCGGACCUGUCUUCCCCAUCGCGCAUCAAUCUUUUCGCCUCGGAUAUUAUCAACGCUGUUCAGCUUGCAACCGAAACUUGCGUCGAGAGUCAAGUGCGGAACCCAAACACGCCUCGGAAACAACUACCGCUUACACCCGCUAUACGAGACCAUCUUGCACAAGAGAGAAUUGCCAUGAGCAAAUUGCGCCGGAUGACAUUUGGAAAGCGACCAUACCAGAAACAGCUACAAGUUCUUGAAGCCCUCCACAGCAAAAGCAAUCGUCUGAUGAGACUCGAAGGCAGGAAGCAUUGGCGGUGCAGAGCUGCCAUUCAGUCUUUCCAGGACCCAGGGCUAUGGUCGCUGGUGAGGUGGGCGCAACGUCGUAGCAAGAUCCAGCGACCACCGCAUAUGCCCAUGUUCAAAUCUACCGUAAACAAUCAGACCACCAUUUGCGGUAGCUCAGAGGAGAAUGCCAAGGUUUUCCGGGAUUCGAUAUGGGAGAAAACGCGCGAUUGUCCCCCUGACGAGGUCCCGCAGGGUGGGACGUCGAAUCUGCUGCACACUGGGUGCCAGAUUCCGGCCGCUCCAGCAAGUCCUGCUGGGGGCCCUGAUUCGACGCCUGUAUGCUGCAACACGCCCACCACACCAUCCCUUCCCGAAAGCGUUUCCGAAAGCGUUCCCGCCACACCAGCAGAGUCGCAAGGUACUUCUUGCCCUGCAUCAGACUCAACCUCUUUUGCACCUCCGCCUGGGGUCGACCCAGCCCAUUGGGCUGCUGCCUUGUCCAGGGAGAGAGCCAAGACUGAAGGUCAGAGAAAAGCCAGAGCUGAAGUCAGGGCUAGGCACGCCGCCCAAAAGAAGGCCGAGGCCAAACGCAAGGACAUUGAGAGGCUUAUCAAGAUAAUGGGACAUGACAAGCCUCCACUCAUUAUGGAGAAUCAUGUCGCCAAUGUCAUCAAACGCCUCAAGACCGGCAAGAGUCCAGGCCCUGACGAAGUCACGAGCGAUGCUCUCAAGUACGCGAGCACCUCCCUGUUGCCCUACCUCACGCACCUCUUCAAUGCCUGCGUGCGGUUGGGUCAUUACCCCGACUGCUUCAAGGCUUCCAUCACAGUCGUGCUUGCAAAAGAGGGCAAGUCUGACUAUGCCACACCAAAGAGCUGGCGCCCCGUGGCGCUGCUCUCCACUAUCGGCAAGGUCUUUGAGCGGCUCAUUGCAGACCUUCUUCGGCAAAUAUCAGUCCGUCUCGGACUGGUUCCACCCCACCAGUAUGGAUUCGUCGGCAAAGGCACUUCCAAGGCCGUUGAGUUCAUUGCCAAUGCGGUGAUGGACGGGUGGCUUGCUGCGUUGAAGACGACUCUCUUAGGGCUUGAUAUUACAGGAGCCUACGACCAUGUCAGUUGUGAAGAAUUGAUCAUCAUCAUGCGCGCCAUGGGGAUUCCCGAGUGGUUGUUGGCUCUGAUCACAUCGUUCUUCUCCGAUCGAAAAACCAGGCUCCGAAUGCCGGGCUAUAUUUCGAUGGAGUUUUACGUUGACAUUGGUAUUCCUCAGGGAAGCCCACUAUCGCCUAUUCUCUUUACCUUCUUUGCUGCGCGGAUCAUCGAGAUGUUUGACGAGGAAAACCCCAAGGAAGACCGUGUCUUUGCACUUUCAUACGUCGAUGAUACGUACAUCGUUGUUACUUCAAAGGACUAUGCGAGAAAUUGCGAGCUCAUCGAGAAGUGGCAUCAGCGAGUUCUGGAGUGGGCCGCACCGCGCGGUAUCAACUUUUCUCCAGCCAAGUACAGUGUCAUGCACUUUCGAAAGCCUGGUGAUCGAGGUGAGCCGUACGAGGGGGUUCCCAACAUUCCCAACUUGGCCAAGAACAGCCUGGUCAAGGAAAGGUUGACAAAGAGAAAGAAGAGGGCGGUUCUGAGGAAGAAGCGACAGGACCCAGCGAAGCGACAAGACCCAGCGCUUAGAAACGACGACGAUGAUGAUGAGGAGGAGGAGGAACUUGGCGGUCUUCGAAUACUGGGUAUUCAGGUGGAUCACAAACUGACGUGGGCCGAUCAUAUUGAUAGCAUUGAGCGCAAGGUUGAGACGAAGAUGAACUCGCUGCGCGGCCUGCACCAGUCAACGUGGGGACCAGGAUUUCAUCAGAUGAGGAAGAUAUAUCUCACUAGCGUCAGGUCGAUCAUCUCCUAUGGCUGUGCGGCAUGGUUCCUCUUUGGCGACAACCACAUGAUGAAGUAUCAUCUCACGCAAGCUCUCGUCGACCGGCUUCAUUCACUGCAGGCACAAUGUCUUCGGAUGCUAGCUGGGGCCUUCGGUUCAACACCUGGCGCUGUUCUCCAGAAGGAGUUGAAUAUUGAGCCCAUCACGGUUCAUCUCCUAAGACUCGCGACGUGUCAACGUGCCCGUGCACUCGAUGGAGACGACCCGGGCUUGAUGGAGAGCUUGCAUAACCGCUUCUAUUCCAGACACAGGUCUGACAAGUUUGACAAACAACCUUACAGAGUCGCAUACUACUAUGCCAGAGCCGUGGCCAGCGAAGUAGGGACCGAAUAUGAUCAUACGACAAGGACCAGGAACCUCGAGCGCCCCGAGUGGAGUAGACUUGACAUCAUGCACCGGAAAAUCGCCAUUGGGAAAUAUGUCCAGCGUCAAUCCAACCUAUUUUGUGCAGAGCUCUGGCGAGACUAUUGCGAGCAACGCCAGAUGUCAAAAUCUCGCUCAGACUUCAAUCGCACUCCGGUCGCGGUCAAGGGGAAAUGGGGCAAGGAGAGUCUCAAGAUCCACAAGGACCUCACCCAUGCCCAGAGCAGCAUCUUGAUCCAGUGCCGCACCGGGCACAUUGGACUCAAUUCAUACUUAUCUUGGAGAAAGUGCCCCGACGUCGUGACCAAGAUGUGUCCCUGUCGCACAGGUGAACAAACCGUCGGCCACUUGUUCUACGCAUGCCCAGACCUUCAAGAGCAAAGAUCGCAACUCCCUCUCAAGGACCUCAGGGGCGGCAAGCGAACCCGCAAUGGCAUGUGUACCCUGGAGGGUCUGCUUACUGAGGGCGCCGCCCAAGCGUCCCGCUGGGCCAUCAACCAUUUCGGCAUCCAACAGUUCACAUGGACUUCGAACCAUGCAGACUUUGCAUCUUUCAAGGAUAUGGUGCAUGCUCAUCAGGGGGACUUCUGA
Messenger RNA from Colletotrichum costaricense, 4272 nucleotides. RefSeq names its product reverse transcriptase. The record is from RefSeq and is a predicted model, not a curated record. The coding region runs from base 1 to 4272 and encodes 1423 amino acids. The transcript is spliced from 5 exons. Gene Ontology annotation, molecular function: catalytic activity. Lineage: Eukaryota; Fungi; Ascomycota; Sordariomycetes; Glomerellales; Glomerellaceae.